GCCCCAUUCACACGUACAUGGUUAAUCGAGAUUAAGGGAAUCGCGAUUCUAACGCGCUUAGCUAAAUUCACUUUUUUGCGUUCACACAUGUAAAAACGAAAUCGCGAUUCACCUUGCUAGAUCUGGUAAUUCCAACCGCGCUCGCUAGGGGGAGAAACGGUAUAUCCUGUUGAUCAUGCGCAUUAGCUGCCUUCCUGACCAUGCUUUCGAUGUGUACAGUGUUGUUGUCUUUAUUUUUGUACAAAAUACUUGAUUUCGGGAGGCCAGAACAUUCUGUUGUCGUUGCAUCACAGUCAAGACAUGGGCGUUUACGCCAGAGAGCUGCUGCCAGGAGGUUGAGAAGGCUGGUUAGAUUCAACCAGAUUCAAGCGGCACAAAAGUUGAAAUUCCUAGUAACAAUUUUACAGUGUGCCUCUGUCUACAUGUCCCCGGACAGGGGGGUCUGGUCACACGAGAGAAACCAGGAAUUUUUUUAUUAUACUGUCAUGAGGACAUACACAGAGAGCCAAUGGGUGGAAAAUUUUAGGAUGAGCCAGGGAACAUUCCGGCUCUUGUGUGAUCGCCUAAGACCACAACUCCAACGCCAAAAUACAAUAAUGAGACAAGCAAUAUCAGUGGAAUUACAAGUUGCAGUAGCUAUAUGGGUGCUGGGUAGCAAUUCUGAAUACAGAGUAAUAUCUCAGCUGUUUGGGAUUGGCAAAUCAACAUUGUGCAGAAUUGUGCACGAUUUCUGCACUGCCGUAGUCAGAAUGAUGAAAGAAGACUACAUUGUGUUUCCAAAGGGUGAAGAGCUGCGUAGGGUUGUCGAAUCCUAUAAAGCAAAGUGGGGAUUUCCAUGUGCUGCUGGUGCCAUUGAUGGCACUCACAUUCCUAUCUUGGCUCCAAGCAAAAACCCAAAUGAUUACUAUAAUAGGAAAGGUUGGCAUUCAGUUAUAUUGCAGGCAGUUGUUAAUGACCGGUAUGAAAUUACGGAUAUUUAUGCAGGAUGGCCUGGCCGUGUCCAUGAUGCCAGAGUUUUCUCCAACUCAGGUAUAUUCAGAAGUGGUUUGGAUGGAACAAUAUUUAACACCAUGCCAACAGUAGAGGUGGAGGGCCAUCCAACUCCAACUGUGCUAUUGGGUGAUCCUGCAUAUCCUCUACUACCUUGGUUAAUGAAGCCAUUCAGUGACAAUGGGAGAUUGUCCAAGGAGGAACUUUCUUUUAACUUUUUUCUCAGCCGUGCCCGUAUGACAGUUGAAAAUACAUUUGGAAGGUUGAAGGGGCGAUGGAGAUGCCUCUUAAAAAGAUUAGACAUGAACCUUAAGAAUGUUGUACAUACUAUCAUGGCCUGUUGCAUUUUGCACAAUUUGUGUGAACGAGAGAGGGAUCCCUUCCGUGGCCAGUGGUUGGAGGACGUCCAACAGGCCAACGAAAGAUUUGCACAACCAAGAGUUGGGCAGGUUGUAAGACAGGAUAUCCCAAGGGGUGACAUCACAAGGGCAUUUCUCGUACGUCACUUCACCUCUCAUCCUCCAAAUAGAUGAGAGCUUAAAUGUUACUUAUAUUUUGCUGUUACCUCUGCCAAGGAGGUUAUGUUUUCACCCCUGUUUGUCUGUUUGU
Molecule: messenger RNA, 1599 nt
Organism: Lingula anatina
Lineage: Eukaryota; Metazoa; Brachiopoda; Lingulata; Lingulida; Lingulidae
Product: protein ANTAGONIST OF LIKE HETEROCHROMATIN PROTEIN 1-like
Source: RefSeq, a predicted model, not a curated record